Papaver somniferum (opium poppy) is the source of this 1936-nucleotide messenger RNA. RefSeq names its product putative F-box protein At5g62660. The record is from RefSeq and is a predicted model, not a curated record. Gene Ontology annotation, molecular function: protein binding. NCBI's taxonomy places the organism in Eukaryota, Viridiplantae, Streptophyta, Magnoliopsida, Ranunculales, Papaveraceae. The coding region runs from base 164 to 1666 and encodes 500 amino acids. The transcript has 2 exons.
GACAGAAUCCACUCCGGGUUCAAUAUCUUUUUCCCCUUUUCUUCUCUGCUCAACCAAAGUUGAUAAAUUUACAGCGCUUCUGUUAAUUGGCUGAUCAGGAGGAUUGUGAUUCUUAAUUUAGUCUUGUUUCGCAGGCAGCCUUGAUAAUUAUCAGAAUCUGCUAAUGGAGGUUUUAGCAAGUUGUGAUGUAUCCCCGCACUUUUACUACGGUAAAUCAAGGAACAAAAUCACAGAGGUACUUAUCAACACCAACACCAACCGUCAUGGUGCUAACAAUUCUCUUGAGACUCAUUUACCCAACGAAAUAGUGAUAGACAUCUUAAGCAGACUUCCGGUGAAGGCACUCAUGCAGUUUAAGUCGGUAUGCAAAGAUUGGUUGUAUUUGAUUAAACAAGAUCGAAAAUUCAUUGAUUUACAUUUCAUCCGAUCAAAAUCACGUCCUAAUCUUCUCUACAUCGACCCAUUGCCAGAAAAGGGCGUCCCCCACGCUAGCCUAAUUUCUGGCUUUGAACAAAGCAAAACAUUACAACAAACCAUUUCAUGUGCAGAGAUAGUUAAAGGGAGUACUGGUGGUGAGGAAGAACAAGUGGAAGCCUUUGUUUGUAAGGUUAGGAUAACCGAGGAUAAAUGGUUCCCUUAUAGUGAAAUCUUGGAACCGGUAAAUGGUUUGGUUUGUUUUGUAGAUCAGAAGACACACGCUAUUAAGGUAUACAAUGCAAGUACACGAGAAGCAACACCGUGGGUCAUAUCAACGUUACUCGCAGAAGAAAAUCACAAGCUUAUGGUAAUGCCAGAUAAAAGCAUGAUGAAGAUAACAAGUCAGUCUACUCCAAUUUAUCGAUUUGGGUUCGAUCCAGAGAAGAAAGAACAUAAAGUAUUCUGCUUUUGGAGACUAAUUGCUAAGCGCGAUGAACGUCGUCAUAAUUCCUUGGAUCGUCCUGACUAUGAAAGUUGGGAGGCAUUCACAGUGGGUCAUGACACAAAAUGGCGUAAGAUCAAUGCGGUUCCUAACGAAAACAACCAAAUAAAAAUUAAAGAUGUGCUCCCUCCGGCUUAUAUUACUUGGCGGCAGGUGUAUGCGGAUGGUACCAUAUAUUGGAGUAACAAAGAGUAUUAUUGGGACCGAUGGGGGACCACUAAUCGUGAUGAUCCCGAUGUCAUAGUUGCAUUUGAUGUUGGAACUGAGAAAUAUCGACUUAUCCCAAUUCCUAGUUUCAUCCUCGACGAGCCUCGUGACGAAGAAUAUAGGCUGCCAAUUGAUAUGUUAGUAUUGGGUGGACAUGUGGCUCUAUUAUACCGGGUGGAGCCUUAUGUUGUUAAGUUAUGGAUGCUAGAUGACGGAGCAGGCAAAAAACUGGAAAAUUGUCGAGGAAAUAAAAGUAAUUGGAGCACGGAGACUAUUACAGUACCCUUUUAUUGUGAUAAACGGGUUGGUGGUUUUGGAGUUGCUGGAAGUAAUGACAAGAUAGUAUUUGAAUGCCGGGGAUGCAAAAAAUCCGUGAGCUUCACCUCUUUGUAUUCUUAUGAUCGCAAGAAAAAGACUUGUAAGAAGAUUGAAAUGGAUGGAGUCUCCUCGUUUACCCGUUACUCCCAGAGGUCUCUAAUUACCACUUUUACCGAAAGCCUCUUUCAUGUUCAGUCUCUCAACAAGACAAAUGUUACCUGAAGCUUGUGCAAAGUUUCUCUACAUAUUCCUCAUGCCAUGUGAGUGCCCAACUUUGUGGACUUAUCAGUUAUCACUCUUUCAUUUUCAGGAAACGGCAAAUCAAUCCGUUGAAUUUCUUGUAUAAAACGUUCAUAAAUGUAUUAUGUUAUCUUUUCCUUUAGGCUUUUCAUAUUAAUAGUUGUACGAUAUUUCCUAUAAAAUCUGUGUUCAUUGUUCAGAUUCAUCAUUUUAAUUCUGACUGCAAUACUUAAUGAGAUUGCCAUGUUUCAA